AUGGAUUUUUGGAGCGUCAAACUCGUAUCCUACCAAUUCUGCGGCGAGAGCCACUCUUCUCAAAAAGAGAAACAACAAAACUUGUCCCGUCCGGAUCGCUUCAAGCUAGCACUCGCAAGAGCAAAGCUGCUGCGUCGACUGACCGAUCAGUAUAAGUGGAGCCAUGAUGACUACAAAAUGGCCGAGUAUCUUGUUGACGAUGUGUCUCCCUACUUUCUGCACAUGGAGAUGUUUGUCACCACUGUCCGUGAACAAGCCAGCAAAGCACAGCGCGCGUACUGGAUGCCUCUGAUUGAGUCAUGGAAGAUUAUUGGUGCUUACGGUCAGACUGAGCUUGGACAUGGCAGCAAUGUCCGUGGUUUGGAGCUUGAGGCACGCUGGGAUAACCGCACCAAAGAGUUUGUCCUUCAUAGUCCCACGCUCACGGCAAGCAAAUGGUGGAAUGGGAGCCUGGGUCGCAUUGCCAAUCAUUCUAUCGUGGUUGCGCAAUUGCUUCUUCCUAAAGCGGGCUCGCCUGGCCAGUAUCUAUCUCAGGGUCCUCAUCAAUUCAUCGUGCAGGUGCGUGAUAUGAAGACACACCAGCCGUUGGAUGGAGUGGUGAUCGGAGACAUUGGCCCAAAGUAUGGCUAUGCUACGAUGGAUAACGCCUACAUGCUGUUUGAUAAUUUCCGAAUUCCCCAUUCCGCCAUGUUAUCCCGGUACUCCAGCGUCAAUCCAGACACUGGUGUCUAUACAAAGCCCGAACGGCCUGCUCUAGUAUACGGGUCUCUGACAUAUGUUCGUGCAAAUAUCGUCCAUCAUGCUCGACUCGUGCUAGCACGCGCAGUCACUAUUGCCGUACGAUACACUGCCAUCCGACGGCAGUUCCAAGAUCGAGACGACAAGAAUGGACCGGAGAUAUCUGUCCUUGACUACCCCACGGUGCAAAUCAGGAUUUUCCCCUUACUUGCAACUACCUUUGCACUUCAUUACACCGGACUGGCUAUGCGCUCGGUUUAUCAGAGCACACGACAAGAUGUUGAGCAAGGCGAUUUUCGCUCUUUGGCUCACAUGCAUAGCAUGUCUUCAGGGCUCAAGAGCUUGUGCACUAUGCUUGCUGCAGAUGGGAUUGAGACAUGCCGUCGUGCAUUGGGUGGACAUGGGUUCGGCGGGGGAAGUGGUUUGAUUCAACUGAACAAUGAUUAUCUUUCCAAACCAACUGUCGAGGGAGAUAACUGGAUGAUCACGCAGCAAGUCGCAGCAUAUCUAAUCAAGAAAAUGGCAGCUGCAGUGGAAUCUCCCAGUACCCCUGGCGCCGAUAAGACUGAGGCUGGAUUCAAGGAGUUUAUUCAGAACAAGCAAGGUACAGAAACACGCCAUUCUGGCUAUGAUGUUUUGGGCAAAGACCAAGACAUUGUCAAAAGCUUUGAGAUGCGAGCCACUGCACUUGCCUACGAUGUGUAUGAGCAGCGGGUGUUGAAGAAGCUGAGCUGGACCAGCCUUCUUAUUCAGCUGCACAAACUCAGCAAAGCCCAAUCUCAGUCGAUCCUUGUAGGCACUUUCUACGAAGCUCUGUCAGCGGAUUCGACUCUUUCAAGCUCUAACAAAAUCAUCCUGCGGGACUUGUUCCGCUUGUUCGCACUCUACACCAUGGAGAAUGAAGGUUAUGAAUUCUUCCGCUGCAACGCCGUGUCUCAAGCCGACCUCAAUAACCUCUCGGCUCGCGUCCAAGACUUGAUGACCCGCAUCAGACCCCAUGCUGUGAAACUGGUUGAUUCAUGGAUGAUUCCAGACUACCUCUUAGAUAGCGCCCUUGGACGAUAUGAUGGCCGCGUGUACGAAGAUCUCUACAAUCGAGCCCACCGGUUGAACCCUCUCAAUCGAAUUACAUUUAAUCCAAACUACUGGGAGGAGGAGAUUGUGAAAGGGAGCGGUGAUAACGGGUCCGGUAUACUGUCAAAGCUAUAA
This is a messenger RNA of Penicillium atrosanguineum, 1947 nucleotides long. RefSeq lists its product as uncharacterized. Gene Ontology annotation, molecular function: acyl-CoA oxidase activity; fatty acid binding; FAD binding. The coding region runs from base 1 to 1947 and encodes 648 amino acids. Gene Ontology annotation, cellular component: peroxisome. NCBI's taxonomy places the organism in Eukaryota, Fungi, Ascomycota, Eurotiomycetes, Eurotiales, Aspergillaceae. Gene Ontology annotation, biological process: fatty acid beta-oxidation using acyl-CoA oxidase; lipid homeostasis. The record is from RefSeq and is a predicted model, not a curated record. The transcript has 6 exons.